GGACGCGGAUGACUGCAUGAAAAAAGUGGGAUAACCUUUUUCAGAACUACAAGAAGAUAUUGCGUGUCCACAACAUGAGUGGCGAGGCCGAUUUCUUCCGACUGUCGAAUGAAGAAAGGAAGGAGAGGAACUUCAAAUUUCGAAUGGAUAAGGUAGUGUACAACGAGAUACACGGGAGCAUGCUGGGGAAUCACACGAUUUUCCCGCCGAACAUCACGGACACCGGUCAUCCGGAAGGCGUGCAGUUGCCCAGACGGGGAACGACCGGCGGGGAGUCCGUGGGUAGUGAGGAUGGUGGUGAUGCGUGCCCUGAAGAAUGGUCGUCAGCGAGAGACUGUGAUACCAACGCAGGCAGCGGGGCAGGAUGUGGUAAGCGGAAGAAUGCGCGGAAGCAGGCGCUAGAGUCCAUCGCUGAUGUGAUGGACCGUCAUGGAGAAUUGAUGUCGUCAAUAAUAGACACUUCCAGCAAGCGGCAGUGCAACAUUCUCACUAGGCAAUGCGAUAUAUUGGAGCAAGAAGUCGCAGUUCAGAAAGCACAUUACACGGCCUCGGAAGAAACGCAGAGGAUGAUGUGCCAUGCUUUGAUGGAGAUUGCUGCUGCCAUACGUGAUGGGCGGGUCGUGUUCACACGCGCUUUUGCAGAUCUUCUCUCCCUCCUCACUUCUGCAAUGCCUCCAAGGGGAGGAGGCAGUGGCCGGACGCGUGGACGGAAACGUGAAGCCGCGGACGCAGACACAGCGGGUGGGACAGGUGGAGGGCGUCGUUUUCCGAAGCAUAAACGUGCGCGUCAUGACGCAGCUUCGGUGAGUGGGAUGCAGUUGGAGGGCGAUGGGUGGGGUGGAGGUAUGGACGGACAUGAUCACGACGACGUCGCGCGGAAAGACCAUGUCCAAUCUGGACCGUUGAGUACUUCGCUCGCCAUGCCUCAAGGGAGAAAUAGCGCAGGCACCGGUCACGCCAGCACUACGGUUGCACCACGUCAGCAGCAGGCAGGCUCUGGCACGACCGCACAUGGCGGUGCGGCCGAAGCCGUUGUUGCCGCAAAUGCGGUUCACGUGGGCGCUGCCAAGAUCGCUGCCGCCGUGGGCGGCACUGCCGAAGGAUGUGGGGGGGGGGGAGCGGAGGGGGGCAAGGGCGAUGACGCGGCUAAAGCGUUGGAGAUCGCCCGCGCGGAGAGAAAGAAGGCGGUGGAGGACGAAGAGCCGCUUGCACACAGGGUCCGCAACAAAGGUGGUGUGGUGAAGGAACUGGCGGAUCGGGCGAAAGUUUGGAUGGACGACACGACGUUCUGGAUGAGUGGAGAGGGUCGUAGACUGUUUAACAUCGUCAAAGAGACAAGGGAAUACCUCGUUGCCAUCGCCAACGGUGAUUCCCUCCCGAACGUCCCACGGAGUGUGGCCAUGCCAAGAUCGAACGUGACGGUGGUGAGGCUGACCGAUUCCGCACAGUUGCGGGGAGCGGUUGACCGUGCGGCGAGAUGCCAGCACGUCAUCAUGCGUGUCCUGGUUGGGUGUUCAAUGGAGACAGGGAACUCGGUCGACGGAGGGUGCAUUACUACAGAACGCCUAUGCCGUGUCGCGGAGUGCUUCAAGGUCCUUUUGGCGACGGCUAUGUGGAUUAUGCGGAUGUCGGGGGACGACCUGCGGUCUCAUUACGAGGCCGUCUACUUCUGCAACCUCGUCGUGAAGCCCGUGAUGGUGGCAUCCAUGCACCGCUCGUUCGAUCAUCGGCGUCACAUCUUGGCCGCAGCGAACGCCGUGACGGAACGCCUUGGGAAAGCGCAGUCGGUGGUUGCUGCUGCUGCUGCUGCUGCCCAUGACGAUGAUGGCGAUGACGACGAUGAUGAUGAUGAAGAUGAUGAUGACGAUGAUGAUGAUGAUGACGCCGUGGAUGAUGAUGAUGAUGAUGAUGAUGAUGGUAAUGAUGAUGAUGAUGACGAAGACGAUGAUGAUGACGAUGAUGACGAUGAUGAUGAUGACGAUGAAGAUGAUGAUGUUGGUGACGACGAUGAUGGUUCGUUUCGCCGAUCGGCGAUCGAUUGCUCGAGGCAGGUUUUCUAGUUCGUUCGUGCGAGUACAGUGGAGGCUGUCAUUGUGUACAGCGGAUGGAUGUCAGCCCCUUUGUCGUCGAAGUACAUUUUCAUUGUCGU
This is a messenger RNA of Chara braunii, 2149 nucleotides long. NCBI's taxonomy places the organism in Eukaryota, Viridiplantae, Streptophyta, Charophyceae, Charales, Characeae. The record is from the annotation of a GenBank genome assembly.